Lolium rigidum is the source of this 2408-nucleotide messenger RNA. Its product is annotated as type I inositol polyphosphate 5-phosphatase 10-like. Bases 379 to 2043 code for a protein of 554 amino acids. The record is from RefSeq and is a predicted model, not a curated record. Gene Ontology annotation, molecular function: phosphatidylinositol-4,5-bisphosphate 5-phosphatase activity; inositol-polyphosphate 5-phosphatase activity; phosphatidylinositol-3,4,5-trisphosphate 5-phosphatase activity. Lineage: Eukaryota; Viridiplantae; Streptophyta; Magnoliopsida; Poales; Poaceae. The transcript is spliced from 12 exons. Gene Ontology annotation, biological process: phosphatidylinositol dephosphorylation.
UCGUCGAGGCGCAUUCCUUCCCUCCCAUCCCUCGGGCCACCGCGGCAGCCCGGCCCUUAAACUAUUCCCUCCUUCCGCCGCGGUUGUCCCCUGCAUUGGUUUAAAGGAGGUACUAUACGGAGGGGGAGUGGGGUCCCCGCGCGCCGAUGGCCCUGCAUUCCUCAUUGCCGGAUUCCAGGGCUCGCCGCGCGCCGCCGCCAGCGGAGUUGUAGUAGCAGAGAGGGUUUUGGUUUGGGAUCGCGGGAGCGCCAGGAUCUGCCCGGAGGAGGCUGAUUUCUUUGAUUAAAGAUCCUUCGACCUUGGAGUAUUGGAGGACUUGCUGACCGGACUUGGAACUGAGAGAGGGAGAGGCUUGUUCUGGGUUCAGCUAUUGAUGUGAUGGCCUUCACCGGCGGCGAGGAAAAAAUGAAGGGUUGUCACCCAAAACUUUUCGGUACAAAGGAGAAGAAAUCUGCAAAGAGGACAGACGGUUCAAGCUACAAUGCAGCAGGUGACCUAGGACUAAGUUCUUGUAAGACAGUAUCCUCUUCCCCACUGAGAACAUUAUCAGGAGUUAAGAGCAUACGUCUCAGCCAUUUCCUGGCCCAACCCUCUAUGAAUAAAACAACUGAGACCCUCAGAAUAUUUGUCUCUACCUGGAAUGUUGGUGGGAAAGCACCUACUGCUGAACUGAACAUGGAUGAUUUUGUUCCACCUGAUGACAAUUCAGAUAUUUAUGUUUUGGGUUUUCAGGAAAUUGUUCCGCUCAAUGCUGGUAACGUGCUUGUGGUAGAAGACAACGAACCAGCUGCAAAAUGGCUUGUUCUUAUAAACCAAGCAUUAAACCGGCCUGCUGACAAUGAUACCAAUGUCUUUCAGCAUCAGCCAUCUCCCUCCAACGAAUCAACCUCCUCCCGAGCUUCUUCAAGCCUCGAUGCUUCAUUCUCUGACUUAACAAAAACAGCAAGUGGUUCUACAAUAUUUCAGAAGUCUUUUCUGAAAUCCAUUAGUAAACCCUUCAUGCCACUCCACAGAAAGCAGCUUAAGACCUGCAACUGCCCAAUCGAAAUGAUCAAAUCAUCUUACAAGGAUGCUUGCUUUCGACGCCCGAAAAAACACGUUGACGAGACUGAUUCCUCGGGAGAGGAAGAGAAAGAGAAUACAAGGGAUUCUCGCAGCUCUGUUCUAAGUGAAGUAAUUUCUGCUCCCACUGCAAGGGAUCAACUAAAAUAUAAUCUCAUAGUGUGCAAACAAAUGGUUGGUAUUUUUGUCACUGUUUGGGUAAAGAAAGAACUAGUGCAGCACAUCGGCCAUCUAAGAACGUCGUGCAUAGGGCGAGGAAUUCUGGGCUGUCUAGGAAACAAGGGAUGCAUAUCAGUAAGCAUGACAGUGCACCAGACAAGCUUUUGUUUCAUCUGCAGCCAUUUGGCUUCAGGUCAGAAAGAAGGCGAUGAAUUCAAAAGAAACUCUGAUGUUCUAGAGAUACUGCGGCUCACGCUGUUUUCAAGGCUUUGCAGGAGAGCUGGGCGAAGAAUCCCAGAGAGAAUUCUUGAGCAUGACAAGGUGAUAUGGUUUGGGGAUUUGAACUACCGUAUUGCACUGAGCUACGCAGAUACAAAAAAGUUUUUGACAGAAAAUAAUUGGGAUGCCCUUUUUGAAAAGGAUCAGCUUAAAAUUGAACGGGAUGCUGGACGAGUGUUUAAGGGGUGGAAUGAGGGGAAGAUAUAUUUUGCUCCAACAUACAAGUACUCCUGCAACUCGGAUGCUUAUGCUGGUGAGACUGCAACAUCAAAUAAAAAGAGGAGAACACCAGCAUGGUGUGACAGGAUAUUGUGGCGUGGAGAUGGCACUUCACAGUUAUCCUACUACCGCGGGGAGUCCAAAUUUUCAGAUCAUCGUCCUGUCUGUGGAACCUUCAUCGUCGAGGUCGAGGCAUUAGAUAGAAAGUCAAGGAGGCGCUCGUCUAAUGCUGAUAUGAGAAUUGGUGCUGAAGAGCUGUUACCAAAGGACAAGAAUAAGGGUAAAGGCCUAUCACGGAGUCUGAGCUCUAAAACACCACAGUAGCGUGCAUACCAGUUGUACAAGGAAAAGACGUAUAUGCACCAUGUUCUCAAGAAUCCCUCUUGGGUUCUGUCUGGACGGUGGAUAAAAACCCAGCCUGGUGCUCCUCUUUCAAACGGGGCAACAUGCUCAGCAGUGAUUGGUAUAUACAAUUCUCUGAAAAAUGUCUGGGGAGGUAUAAGGAUAAUGUCUAAUCUGUAUAGCCGAUUCAGCUAUUCUUUCCAAUGCCCUUGCAAAGAAAAGACAAGUCUUGUUCUCAAUGAAAUGGUUUGGUUAUAUAUCUGAUAUGAUUUAACCGCCUAAUAUUCUUUUCUCUAUUAUCUUUGCUACGUGGAAGAAUGAUUAGUUGCACUAUGACAUCACGAAGC